Messenger RNA from Adineta ricciae, 1302 nucleotides. The record is from the annotation of a GenBank genome assembly. Lineage: Eukaryota; Metazoa; Rotifera; Eurotatoria; Adinetida; Adinetidae.
AUGAUACGUGGUAGUAUAUUAUGUGAACAAUAUGCAGCUCAAGCUGCUCAAACGGCUCGCCCGUCACAAAUAUCUUCACCGAUUAGCUCGUUGGCUGAUCCUCGAUUCAGUCAGAUCUCGACACAUGCAGCCCAUGAACGAGAACGACUUAGCCGUCAUCAAGUCAGUCCAACUGAUCUCAUUCACUCACCGAGUAUGGUGACUAUGAAUUCGAAUGCUUGGUUACCACCCUCGGAAAAGAAUACGAGAACUGAUGGUAUCAGUGCGAAAAUGAAAGGGUGCUUUACAACAGCGUGUAAGAACCGUUUAAUAGGUUUACUCAUCGGUCUCGGCAUUGCCGCUGUUUCAACGGGCGUGGCUGUGGGAGUUCUCUUGACCAGACCGUCAUCUUCGACAACAACAGACAAUUCUGCAUGUAGUUCGCUACGAUGGGAAGAAUAUGGGGUGAUUGUAGCAGGAAAUGGAACGUGGGGAUCGUCAGCGAAUCAAAUUACAUAUGCGAGUGAUAUACAUGUUGACUCGAGCGAUGCAAUAUAUGUUGCUGAUUCGAAUAACCAUCGAGUGCAAAAAUUCAUGCCAAAUAGUUCGAUCGGUAUUACCGUUGCAGGAAUAACUGGUGUUUCGGGAAGUAAUAGUAGUCUACUCAGUUCUCCAACAGCGGUAGCUACUGAUGCAGAUGGAAAUCUGUAUGUCGCAGAUAGCUAUGGCAUUACAGUAUGGCCAGUAGGUAUACUCAACGGUACUCGGUUACCGGGUUCAUCCGGUUUGGGUUCUUCUUACGACAUCUUUGUUGAUGCAAAUAAGAACGUAUACGUCAGUUACGUGUACGGCUGCGUCAUAAGAAUGUGGACGCCAACAGCAACUGCAAGUACUAUAAUAGCAGGUAAUCAAAUUUGUGGGCAAUCUUUAUCACAACUUUACUACCCCUAUGGUUUUACUGUUGACUCACUCGCGAGUACACUAUACAUUUCUAACUAUUACACUCACACAAUCUUGACAUGGCAAUUGGGAGCUACAAAUGGCACAAUAAUCCACGGAGAAAACAAUACAGCUGGCUCUUUAGAAUAUCUACUUAACUACCCAAUAGAUGUGAAACGUGAUCAACAGGGUAAUCUAUAUGUUGCUGACGCAGCAAAUAAUCGUGUUAUCCUAUAUUGCCCAAAUUUACCAGACACAAGUGCUCGAAUCAUUGCAGGAAUGCAAUUUAACUAUCCACUUGGUAUAGCAUUAGAUUCAAAUCGUAAUUUAUAUGUUUUAGAUUCGAACUCGUAUCGCGUUUUAAAAUUUAAUCGCAUUGGUUGA